GUAUGAUUGACUGACUGUUGGAUCAAAAAUGGAUGUCUAGUAAUGACAAUACAAACCACACGAAAGACACUAUUAUUAUUGUGAUUGCAUUUCCCGAACCACUCAUCCGUUGACCACAUUCUUGCCAUUCAAACACACUAUCAUUGACUCUAUGCCCGAGUGCUGACCGCAAACACACCAAUCGGUGACCAACUCGAGUGAUAAUCGCCACAAACACCACUCCCGAUGACUGUUUACUAGUGAGGAUCAACGCGACAACUGAUCCGUGUCUUUGAUUUGGUCUCUCAUUUUGUGGCCACAAAUGUAUGGCUUAAGUGUCUGUCUUUCACACCAAACAUAUUAAAUCAAAAACGAUUCAUACGAUUAACGAUUGGUUUUUGAAAUGAUAGACAACUCUUGUAAUCAAGAAAAUCAUGAAUUUACCCAAUUAUACCUACUGUUUAGAUAUGGUAGUCAUCCUCAAUGGCAAAAGUUGUGCCACCGAUGAGACCCGAGACUUGUCCGAAGAGCAACUGAAGGAUGUGUUGGAUCAGUUGACUGAUCACACGGUGCCCGACAGAGAGAAGUGUCCAUUAGUUCAACGAUUGAAUGCUGAAAAUGCAUUUAAAGAAGAGAAGUCGGAGAAACUAUUGACGCGUUUCAUCCAGAGAUCGACCGCCUCUUCUUCGGCGCCCAACCCUUCGCGCAAUCAUCGAAAACAUCGUUUACAGAGAAGCAGUUCAAAGGAUGCCGAGAAGAGUAACGGCGCCGCAGCCGUAGGAAAGGCCGUUCACUCGUCUCAAUCGCUGCAAGACUUGAUGAGUGCCAGUAGUUUCCACACAGAGUCCGACUUCAAGCCAUCAUUAAUGCGGUCAAUCGGUGCCAAUCAUAACAGGAGCGGCGCCGGCAAACUGGUCCAAAGCCGCCAUAACUCCAUCACAUCUCAGUUUUAUAACAAUAAUAAUAACAGUAAUAAUAAUUCAAAUAAAGAAGAUAUGAGUGAAGUGUCAUCAGUGGCCGACACGAGAACUAAUAGUCAGACACCGAUACCGAACUCAUUGAAAGGCGCCCGCAAUAAAAGCCUUAAUAAAGGGCAUACCUCUCAACAGAUGACCACUACUUCAUCGACGGGCGCCACAGCCGUGACCGCAGAGGCGGCCGGCGAUGAGUCGGGUGUCUGUGAGCCGCCAACCAAUUCUAGUCGUACUUUUCACGAGUGUUUUGCCACUCAAUCUGUUGUUAACCAUAAUAUGGAUUCAUGUGAUAAAAACUGUACCCCACUCUGCAAUAGGUGUGCGCCUGUAUGUGAACAACAGCCCCAAUACAUCGAAAUGAGAGAUUUGAGACAAAAGGCCCAAAUUGUUGAGUACACGAGCGACUCGACGGGCUAUAACAGUCCUGUCGACACGUUUAUGAACUUAGGUCUCAAAGCCGUCAACACGAGGGACGAUAUCAAGACAGGUGUCGCCGAACGAGUGGUAAACCAUAACCAUAGCUGUGAUUAUGAAGCGAAAGACGGUAUGAAUUGUUGCGCGUCUGACGAGAGCAGCAAAUUGAAUCAAUUUCAAGAUGCGGUCAAACCAUACGAUUCGCUUACAAACCAAGACUCAGAUCUGUCUCAAGCCAAUCAUAAUAAUAAUAGUAACCAAACCUACUCCUCCAUCACCAGCAAAGACCCCACAAACAGAAAUUCAAUUAAUUUCAAGAAAAAGAAAACUAAAGAAUUGCCGACAAAGUUGGCCGAAGAGAUCGAGGGUUAUAUCGGUUACAUAGAAGAUGUGGACGCUUUGGAAGCGCUGAUCAACUCUUCGGGCAACGAGACAGUCAAGUCAUCUGUGAGUGAAGUGAACGCAAACACUAAUGUAAAGGACAAUACGAAGAAGAAAAGCCUUCAAAUGAUGGCAAACAGUGUUUCCAAACGAAAGAACGGCUCCACAAAUGUGACCGCAAAUCAGUCCCAAAACAAUAAGAGUAGUGUUUUGCCAAACAUUCCUCUCUCGACUUCUUCGUCGUCCUUCAGCAGCGAUGAAGCGAAUGGUGUUAACAAACACUCAUUCUUUGCUCAAAGAACUGAUUCUCUAACACACGGAACCACUAGUCCUCUCAACUCCAGCACCGAAUCUAAAGGCAAAACAGCGUUGAAUUCCAACGACUUGGAAGACGAAGAGGUAGAGGAGGAGAAACUAUCGAUGACAACAUUGAAUUCGUCGUCAUUCAUGAUGGGCUCCGGCAUUAGCGCUGACCUGUUGUGCACGGCUUCCGACUCAGAGAUGGCGGACCGCGAGAAGGGUUUCGUCACACCUAAGAGUAAACAUUUCAAACGACGCAAAGGUCUUCAGCGACGGAUUGAUAACCAGAUGAUGAAUAAGUCUCAGUCAAUGCAAUCGUCGACGUCGACCACUCCGUCGUCGUCUACUGUUUCGGGAGUCGGACAGAGAGGGUAUGAAAGCGAACGCGAAUAUCAAUACAUGGAUGACUAUCGGCGCCGUCAGAACAGUAGCUCUGUGUGCAGUCGUCGCAAGUCGUUGUCAUCAGUGCCUCAUUCCGAACACAACUCGGCCUACAAUUCGGACGGAGAGCUGUCCUCCCAUUCGAUGCCUAUUCGUAACGAAUCGCUGAACACAGAGACCGGCAAUUCUGACACACGAACCACCGCUUCGUCGAUAUCAUCGACACCGAAGGCCUCGUACGCCGACAUCGCUAAGACUCCCAACUUUGGCCUCUCGUCGAUUGGUAUUCAUAAAAGAUCUUCUAUGGACGCGAUGUUUGCCACAAAUUCAGUGAAUAGUCCGCUAUCAGUGCAAUACCAAGACUUCCCCCAACUAGACCUCCCGCUCCCACCAGUGGUCGACGUCUCGACCCCUUCCUCGCCGAAUAACUCCAAAAUGAUUGAAGCGUUGGUUUCGCCGCCACAGCCCAAGAGUACGGCCGAAAGACGGACCAGUGAUUCAUGCAGUGCUCCCACAUCUAUGACCAAUACUCCCGUUCCUCACAUUGAGCCACAAAAUGAGUGCCUUUUUAGUGAAACAGUGAAGAACACAGACAAUGAAGUGACAACUAUUGAACAGACAGACGGGUCGACAGUUCCCGCUGUCAUAAUGUGUGACUAUUCCGAAUCCGUGCCAUUGAGUGAUAUCGGAUCCGUUACUUUCGGCUUCUUUGAUGACUAUUUAGGUGCCAAUUCUGAGCAGAACUCUACUGAACCCCAAACCCCACAGAAUCCACAGAACGAUACUCUACUUAAUGAGACACCAAAUGCUUCAGAAAUAAAGGCGAAGAGUCCGAUUAAAACUAGUCCCGAAGCGACCGGUCGUGCGAUUAGCCCUAAACUAAGCCGCGUUGAACUCAUGUAUAUCGAUGUCGACAAAAAGAGUUUCAAUUAUGAACACAUUAUUGGUUUUAUUAAAAAGGCAUGGGAUAACGCAAAAAGUGAUUACAAAUACCGGAGCUAUGAAACGAGUCAAAUAGUAAAAUAAGCAUUUUGUGCCACUUUUUUCACUUAAACGCAUUGGAGUCGUGUUUUUCGCGUCUUUUAAUUUUACAUUUAUUUUGUAAAUCAAUCCUUAAUUGAGAGAAACGUUUUGAUAACUAAAAAAAUAUUAUAUAAACUGUUUUAUCAUUGAUAUCAUCCCAAGAAAAGCAAAUUAUCGUUUUUCUAAAACAAAAAUCUCAUCCAUUUGUCAACCAAAACAACUCAUUGAAAACACAAACACAAUACAGACCUGCGAUUCACUUAUUUCUGUCUCCAUUUUUCUUAAUUAAGUUGUGAAUCAAAGGAUUGGAUUUUUUAAACAAAAAAUACUGACAACUAAUUGAAAACUUACACUUAAGUGACCUUUAUUUUAGUGCGAAAAUCGAUUACAUCUAUCACUUAAACACAACACCGAAACCAA
Molecule: messenger RNA, 3872 nt
Organism: Medioppia subpectinata
Lineage: Eukaryota; Metazoa; Arthropoda; Arachnida; Sarcoptiformes; Oppiidae
Source: the annotation of a GenBank genome assembly